AUGAAGUUCAACGACUUGUUCAAGGAGUUCGACAACUUCGACCCCACGAGCUUCUACGGCGCUGCAUGGGAUUUUAGUUGGACAGGUGAGCGCAUCUGCCUGGCUGGGGACAGUGCAGGUGGCAACUUGUGCCUUGCACUGAGCCUCAAGAUGAUUCAGCUACAGUUGCGCCGCCCCGAUGCCAUGUUCUGUGCAUACACACCAGUCAUGCUCAAUGCUCAUCCGUCUCCAUCCAAAGUGCUCACAUGCAUGGACCCACUCAUACCUCUUGAAUUUCUUCUCACCUGCGUUCAUGCCUACGUUGGUGUGGAGCCGCAUGACACGAGGCAACAGGACGCUAGAGACACACAAGCCAUUCACAUAGCAGCGGAGGCGUUGUCAUUGGUGUCCAAUCAGGAACGGGAGCCAGAAACUGAAAGUCCGCAUUCAAAAGCAAGCGUGCCUUCCGAAGAGCCUCGGAAAGAACAACCGUACCCUCGUCGUGUCGACGAGCUCAAGAGCCAGAACGAUUUACACCAGGACUGUACAGACCGUGCAUCUCUGCCAGCCACAAAUGGCAUAGAAGUGAAUGCUGGUGAAGAGCACGUCAUAUUCGAGAUUCCCGCCGACCUCUCGACAUCGUUGCGGCGCAAAGCGGCAGAAAUGAGCAAGCAAAGCUUGGAAAAAGUAUCCGGACCCGCUUCUAGAAAACGGCUCCCCAAGACUCGUCGGGAAGCACUGCCGUGGUUUCAUCCGGAGAACCCGUCUCGAUUGAAGACUUUGGAGGCGUUGGUGGCUCGAGCGGAGGACCCGUUGAUGACACCGUACUUGGCUUCGGAUGACUUGUUGAGGAACAUGCCUCCUGCCUACUUUUUGUGCCUUCACCUCGACCCAACUUUAGACGACAUGAUCAUGUUUGCCAAGAAGUUGCGUGCAUUGGGCUGCCAGAUAACUAUCCGCGUGCUGGAUGACCUGCCGCACGGGUUCCUUAACCUCUUUCCUCGUGGAAACGAGGCCCUAGAAGGCAUUCGGUGCUGUGUCACCAUGCUCAGGGCUGCCCUUCAAAUGGAGACGCUGGGUGGCAAAUGAGUAUUUUUGAUACACCCGCUAUACAGCCAGUGGUCAGUUAAUAAUACUACACUCAAACCUCGUUAUAACGAACACGGAUAUAACGAAUUAUCGGUUAUAACGAAGUAAAUGAAGAAUAGUCUUGUCAUAGCUACAGUGUUACAAAUAAACCUUUAUAACGAAUUUUCGGAUAUAACGAAGUUAUUUUCGUAGCAGAUGCAACUUUGUUAUAAUGAGGUUUGAGUGUAGUGGUGAUUUUUCGUGAGCCAGUCUUCUUAUACAGAGACUAGGAAACACUCUAGGCGAGUGCAUCAAACACACACUUGCAUUGCUUUUGAAUGUAAGAGGCCCUUUAUGGCAAUGAGAUUUACUAAGGCAUUAUAUAUCGUUGUUGACAAUUUACAAUGAAACUAUGCAUUUCCCUUGAGAGGCCAAAGUAGUUGGAGGUUUGCAAUUAUAUGUGUGGCAAAGUGCAGUACUUGUAAUGUAUUUUGGAACAAGUAGUUUGGUAUUUAAACUGAUAGGAGCUUACCAUGUUGCUGCCAGAAAUCGAUACUGUUUACAGGGUGUUGUGAAAUGCCUUACCACGUAAAAGAGGCCUGCCUGAGAGUGUAUGCUAAUUGCUGAUUGUGAGGAAAGGACUGAUGCUUUAUUGAUCCGGUGAAGGUCAUAUGUAUCAUGUCAUUCAUGCAUACCUUAAUUAGAAGAGCUGAUUUUGUAACCUGGAGAGCCCUUUGGCCAUAAAAUUGAAUGAGAAAUCGUGGUGCGUGAGAGCAUUUGGGCACUUAAUUGAGUUUGAAUACCUUUGCUAUAAUAGUAAGACAGCAUGAGAGAGAGAUGGGAAAAUACAAAGCAGGACAACAAUCAAUGCUGUUUCGGGUUUUCUAUACGCAUUGUUUUCUAAUGAUUUGGUAAGAUUAGCAUUUUCAGCUCACCCAAUUCUCUUUCUUUGUUGCAUAUUUUGUUAGUUGCAGCUGUGCUGUUAUAGUGGCAUUAGCGUAAGCUUUCAUGCCAGCUGGAUUCUGGUCGUAAGGUAUAAUUAAAAGGACAUAGAACUGUUUGCAAAUCAAUCGAAAUAGUCUCGCCGAUGGAAAAAUGGAGUCCAGCGCUGUCCAAAAAGCAAUGUUCUCCUUAAUAAACGAGGAUCUAUAGUUUAGUUCUGCACAAAAAUUACUGUAGCAAAAAAUGAUGUGUGAUGCCUGAUGCUGCAAAAGAUGAACAAAUGUAGGAUUCCUGAUCACAUGCCCUUCUAUUCGUGUAUGUGGCUAUUGGACCUUUGUUUGAUAUUAUAAAAAGAAAAAUUUUCUAUUAUAAUUUUUUGUAUAACUUAUAAUGUGCAUGUAAAUGUUUGUUUUUAGUUGAAAAGUGUUACUGUCUUCGUAUAAUGUAGUGAACACCUCACGUGCAGUCUUCAUUGUGAUGAUGAUGCAAAAGCACAGUUUCUUCAUGUUUGAGUUGGCUUGGCUUGUCUAUACACAGAAUAAGGAUAGUAAGGGCAAGCCAUGACGUAGGCGUAAGCUGGGCAUUGGCACAUGCUAGUUGGUGUCCAAAUACACACCCCGGUGAUGGUUCUCUCUGUUCAAGAGAGACAGAUCUUGAAGGCUAUGCUCUUCUAACUGCAGUUGGCGGAAGCAAAUUAGGAGCCAGAAUUACAUCGUAGACACCAUAUUUUAAGCAUCAGCAUCAGCUUUGUGAAAACAGGGUGAUGGAAAUCUAAAAGAGGGCUGUACACUAAUGAAUAGAAUGUGGAUGGUUAACAAAAAUUGAAAGAAAGGUCUUUGGAAAAGACGCCCAUCACUCGGCUUUCGUAGCUUGCGAGGCGGUCGAUUAUUGUCACUCUCACUUCUCAGUAUUGUUACUAUAGGGACUUAAUUUUGUUAGAGAUUGCUCAGAUUUAAAAAAUCAUGGUUGGAAAAAAAUCCAUGUGCUUUUGGAAAUGACCACUGCUGGUAUAGUUGUUUCCAAGGACAGGUUUUUCAUUGCACCGUGGCAAACUGAUACCUUAAAGGGACGCUAAAGUGAAACAGCGAAUAGAUUUAGAUUGAUAAAUUGUGCUCUGAGAACUGUAAUGUCGUUAAUUCCACCGUCAUAGGUUUAUUAAUAGAGGAGAAAAUCAAGGUCAUAGUUUCAUUUUUAAAUGUUGCAUUGAAAUCUCCGCGCGUGACGUCACUGAUUUCUCAGUGUAUUUUUCGUGUUUUGGUGAUAUUUGCUCGACGAAACUUACUGAAACUUGGUAUGUGAAGUCUGUGGCCCCCUCAGAGAACAGUGUACAUCAUUUUUACUGAUUAGGAACUACAUAGGACCUAGUAGGUGCCAUCAAAAUCUAUGACGUCACAGUGCUUGAUGCAGGAAUUUCUGGGUGGCAUCGCCACCCACAUUUACUUCUUGUGCCUUUUCUCGCUUACCAAGCGUCUUCUCACGGCAAGCAUGGGGAUUUUGGAAUUGUAAAAGAGUAAUUUACUAAUAUGAGAAAAAUCGUUUUUCUUUUCAGUGUCCUUUUAAGAAGCAGUUGUCGGUCUUUUUAAAUAUUCACGAGUCAGACUGGUUUGAGUGGUGAGCAGCAGAGGUUAACCUGCUCGAGCAAGCAUGUCAGUGUAGCAAGGCCGCAUUUUCUGAUCAGCCUUGAAACAGGAGUGUGUUUUAGUCACUGUGUACCGUCUCACUGUGACCUCCAUUACAGAAAUUAUGACAGUUUGCCACAUUCUUUACAGAUGCAUUGACAGCAUUGUGUUACUUCAUUUUGCACAGGGCAUUCACUACAGUCAUGACUCUGCUGUUUGCUAGAGUCACGUAUAUGUAUAAAUGGUGAAGGCAUUCAGAUGAUUUUCUUGACCAGAGACCCACGUUGAUGUGCUUGGUUUGUGUCACUGCUAUGUGUGCUGUGUUGCUGCAUUCAGAUAUGAAGGCAGUGCACCAGUGACAUUUUUUCUGGUUCCUUUUUAGCAAAAUAAUUUUUAUUCUCUAAAUAGUCAGCAUACAGCUCUUGUAGAUACAUAACAUCUCUUGUUAUGUGAAGCAUGUUGUACUUUAGCAAAUUUCUUGGCUGGCACUUUGGUCAGGAAGUCUUGCCUACGAGUCAAAGUAUAGUAAACGUUUGUUCUCCUAUAUUGCCCUUGUCAGAGAUAUGUGUUAUGAUGAGUAAAUUGAAAUGUCUUCCCAUCCCCUUCCCACCGCUUUUCCAUGUUCUGUGUUAAUGUUGUGGCAGAGCAUGUUAACCUUGUUUUCGUGUUUUUAUCUGUCACUUGUUUGUCAUGUUAUGUUUUGCGACACCAUUGCCAUUGCCUACUUUUGGGACUGCCUCACUACAUCAUAUUCUCACCGGUGUCGACGUCCAUCUCUAAAUAUUCUUGAAGACAUUUGCAGCAGAAAAUACGACGGCCAUUGUCACUGAUUAUGAAGAUUUGCUAUUUCCUGUGGCCAGCUGGCACAUGAGCAUGAGACUCUGGACGCUUGAGCUUCACGUUACAUGGCCACAAGGAGUAGUGGCUAGCAUGCUGUCUUCUGCACGCCGAGCAAAUCAAUCUUUAGAUUUUAAUGGUUCGCGGCUCCAUUACUGCGCAGGUAGGACAAGUCAAGGCAAAUUACUUACUCGAUGUAGGGACUGCUAAAAUAUUUCUUAAUAUUGCACGACACCCAUGGCACUAAAAAUUUUUUUUGUUAAGUGCUCUAGUUGCCAUGGUGCUGUGCGGUAUUGCUAGCAAAGGUUGGCAUUCCUGCACACUGCGCAGCUGCGACUUGCACAACGAAUUUCACAUUUUAGGCAGCCGAACCUUGUUUCAUUGCUAUUGUAUCGUGCACUCCGAUUUGCUGAUGGUGUCAAAGAAAAAAUUUUGGAGUACACAACACGCAAGAUGUCACUGUUAGUGUUGUGACGUGGUUGAGAUUAUUUCUGCCCUGCCUUAGAGUGCUUACAUUGAAUGUUGCAUGGUGUGUGGUGACGUUUGUACAUCUAUGAAUAUUGAGUAGUUCCUAAACCAUUUGUUAUCAGUUUUUCUUUUUUGUGUAUUUUUUUUUGUAGCAGCCGUGCUGGUCACUAUUUGCUGUAAUGGGUCACCUUCUGCUUCCUUGUUGGUCUUACUUAAAUGAGCAAUGAACAGUCAGUAUUAUGUUUUGCUCAAAGUCGUGCUCAAAGAAUGCAAAAUAGUUUUUCAGCAUGGCAGAUUACCUUCUUUGCGUAUGCACAUACUAGGUGGCUGUUAUUAAUGUAAUUACGCACAGUAGCAGUGACAUCAUCAUGUUCUGUACAAGGUGUACUGCAUAGAAUACUUGUGUGUACAAAGAUGUUUUGUACUUUGAAAGGUGUAUAAACUGUCCACGCACACC
This is a messenger RNA of Rhipicephalus sanguineus (brown dog tick), 5370 nucleotides long. Its product is annotated as hormone-sensitive lipase. Lineage: Eukaryota; Metazoa; Arthropoda; Arachnida; Ixodida; Ixodidae. Gene Ontology annotation, biological process: triglyceride catabolic process. The coding region runs from base 1 to 1068 and encodes 355 amino acids. The record is from RefSeq and is a predicted model, not a curated record. Gene Ontology annotation, cellular component: cytosol. Gene Ontology annotation, molecular function: sterol ester esterase activity; triacylglycerol lipase activity. The transcript is spliced from 4 exons.